Messenger RNA from Gorilla gorilla gorilla (western lowland gorilla), 582 nucleotides. RefSeq names its product acyl-CoA thioesterase 13 (gene ACOT13). The coding region runs from base 61 to 483 and encodes 140 amino acids. The record is from RefSeq and is a predicted model, not a curated record. Lineage: Eukaryota; Metazoa; Chordata; Mammalia; Primates; Hominidae. Gene Ontology annotation, molecular function: fatty acyl-CoA hydrolase activity. The transcript is spliced from 3 exons.
UUUCCAGCUCUUCCGCAGUUCGUUCUUGCGCAAAGCCCAAAGGCUGGAAAACCGUCCACGAUGACCAGCGUGACUCAGUCUCUGCGGGAGGUGAUAAAGGCCAUGACCAAGGCUCGCAAUUUUGAGAGAGUUUUGGGAAAGAUUACUCUUGUCUCUGCUGCUCCUGGGAAAGUGAUUUGUGAAAUGAAAGUAGAAGAAGAGCAUACCAAUACAAUAGGCACUCUCCACGGCGGUUUGACAGCCACGUUAGUAGAUAACAUAUCAACAAUGGCUCUGCUAUGCACGGAAAGGGGAGCACCCGGAGUCAGUGUCGAUAUGAACAUAACGUACAUGUCACCUGCAAAAUUAGGAGAAGAUAUAGUGAUUACAGCACAUGUUCUGAAGCAAGGAAAAACACUUGCAUUUACCUCUGUGGAUCUGACCAACAAGGCCACAGGAAAAUUAAUAGCACAAGGAAGACAUACAAAACACCUGGGAAACUGAGAGAACAGCAGAAUGACCUAAAGAAACCCAACAAUGAAUAUCAAGUAUAGACUUGACUCAAACAAUUGUAAUUUUUGAAAUAAACUAGCAAAACCAGAA